Messenger RNA from Musca vetustissima, 1062 nucleotides. RefSeq names its product lipase member H-B. Lineage: Eukaryota; Metazoa; Arthropoda; Insecta; Diptera; Muscidae. Gene Ontology annotation, molecular function: lipase activity. The coding region runs from base 1 to 1062 and encodes 353 amino acids. The transcript has 6 exons. The record is from RefSeq and is a predicted model, not a curated record.
AUGCAAACUAAAUUUUAUUUUUCCUGUGCCCUAACACUGGCAUUGACCUUUAUGUUCUGCUGCAGCUCCUCGGAGGGGUUGAUAUUCAGUCAAACGGAUUUAAAAAAUUUCGUUCAAAGUGGUGUCUGGGAUGUUAAUGUUUUACGCUGCAUGCUGAGGAAUAAUCGGAUAUGUCCUAGUCCAUAUAUCAUGUAUCGUCUAUAUGCGCCGAAAACGUCACGCUUUGGUGUUGCCAUUAAUAUCCAUAAUCCGUUGACAUUGUUCCAAGGUGGUUUCAGCAGUAAGCGUGAUACUGUUUUCAUCGUGCAUGGCUUCAAUGGGACGGCCACCGAUAAACAUUUGCAGUUUUUAAGGGAUGCAUAUCUAUCGAGAGAUUUUAAUGUCAUUACCGUCGACUGGAGGCCAUUGACUGAAUAUCCAUGCUAUUUGCAAUCGUUGAUAAAUACACGAUUGACAGCUCAGUGUACGGCCCAGAUGUAUUCAUUCCUCACACAUUAUGGUGCGGCCAGAGAGAAAAUCACCUGUGUUGGCCACUCAUUGGGCGCCCAUAUUUGUGGUAUGGUCAGUAAUCAUUUGAAUGUGAAGCAAUAUCGCAUUAUUGGUCUUGAUCCGGCUAGACCUUUGAUAGAACGCAAGAAAAGUAAUCAGUUUCGCUUGUCAUUGGAUGAUGCCAAUGUCAUUCAAGUGAUACACACCAAUGCCGGAUAUUUGGGACAGCAAGAAAAUACCGGCCAUUUGAAUUAUUGUGUAAAUGGUGGAAGAAUUCAGCCAUACUGUAAGGGUAGUCCGAUAAGACGAUCCCGCUGUUCCCACUUUUUAAGCAUAUGCUAUCUGGCAUCGGCCGUUUUUAAACAUCGCCGCUAUUUGGGUGUACCCUGUCCGAAUGGUUGUGUAGAUGUAACGGGUCCCAAACGAUUACCGGUAUCAAGUGCUAAUCCCUUCAGUGCAAUAUCACAAAUUCGUGAAUACUAUUUGGGAAAUGAUGCGCCAGACAAUGCCCAAGGUUGCGUUUGCAUCGAUGUGCCGUUUGCCAGACAUUGUCCCUUCAGUGAAGUGACGUAG